AAAUAUUGUUAUUCUCUGGCUUUCGUGUGGCGAUAGGAAGACCCAACCAACCCCAAAUUCUCUCUCUACCUCUUUCGCGUAUUGUUCCGACCAACCAAAUAGAAUUCUACACGAUCCACAAAACAACAGAUUCCACCCUGACGCGUAUUAUCUCCUCCCCAACCCCCUUCUUUCUCGCCGCGACGGCGCCUCUUGCUCUACCUACGAGCUCCGCCGGCAAAGCCGUGACAUUCCGGCGAACCGACGGCCAAGAUGGUGUCCCCCUUCGAUAGCUCCAACUGGGUCUUCGAUAACGACUUGAUUAAUGACCUCCCCGUCCCUCUCGGCGGCGAGCUUCCUUCCCUCGACCCUACGGCUCCUAUUUGGUCGGCCCAUCCAUCUUACCCCGAUUCCGCUCCCAUGAGAUACAGCGUUCCAUUCAAUGUCCCGUUGAAUUCCGAUUGUGUUAAGGAAAGUGGGUCUAGGAAAAGGGCGAGAGAUGAAUCGAGCAAUGCUCCAGCUCCUCCUAGGUCGAAAGCAUGUAGAGAGAAAAUGAGAAGAGACAGGCUGAAUGACAGGUUCAUGGAACUGAGCGCGAUUCUCGAGCCAGGAAAGCCACCAAAGGUGGACAAAUCAGCCAUCUUAGUUGACGCAGCUCGAAUGGUGACUCAGCUGAGAGGUGAAGCUGUUAAGCUCAAGGAGUCGAAUGAGAGCCUUCAAGAGAAAAUCACUGAAUUGAAGGCAGAGAAGAAUGAGCUGAGAGAUGAGAAGCAGAGGCUGAAGACAGAGAAGGAGCAGCUCGAAAGUCAAGUGAAGGCGAUUAGUACACCACCAGCGGGAUAUCUGCCUCAUCCUAUGGCUGCAGCUGCAUUUGCUGCUGCAGCGCCUGGUCCAAUGGGAGGCAAAUUCAUGCCAUAUGUUGGGUAUCCUCAAGUCUCAAUGUGGCAGUUCAUGCCUCCUGCAGCUGUUGAUACGUCCCAGGAUCAUUCCAUUCGUCCUCCGGUUGCUUAAGCUAAAGCUUUCAGGCAAGGCUCUAUUACUGACUUCAUUGGGCACGGGACACCAAUGGCAACACCCU
Molecule: messenger RNA, 1057 nt
Organism: Linum trigynum
Lineage: Eukaryota; Viridiplantae; Streptophyta; Magnoliopsida; Malpighiales; Linaceae
Source: the annotation of a GenBank genome assembly